Messenger RNA from Solanum lycopersicum (tomato), 2512 nucleotides. RefSeq lists its product as uncharacterized. The record is from RefSeq and is a predicted model, not a curated record. NCBI's taxonomy places the organism in Eukaryota, Viridiplantae, Streptophyta, Magnoliopsida, Solanales, Solanaceae. Gene Ontology annotation, biological process: regulation of asymmetric cell division.
CUCUUAUUUCUUCUUACUUGUUACUUAAAACUCUUUUCUGUCACAUUCAUUGCGUUUUCUAACUAUACCCCUUUCUCUCUCUAAAAUACUCAAUGAAGCAAUUCAAAACGGCAUGAUUUCUUGUCGUUUCAUGAGCUUACUGUAGUAUUAUUCACCAACAUAUCCUCUUCUUCUUCUUCCCAACAACACAACAGUGAAACCCAGAGACAGAAUUUUGUACUAAAGGGAUAAAGAGGAAAAUUCUUUUGAUUCACUUUUAGAAAGAGGUCUCUGAGCUGUUUUCCUCCGCGACUACUACUUGAUGUUUGCUUCACAGCUAUUGAGACUUCUCGAGACUCUACCAGCUGAUACGAGCAGUGAAAGCCAAUAAUCAUCCUCUGUUUAGUGAUUCAACACUAGUCUCUGUGCAUGAUUCUAAAACAUUUGAAUGCAACGACAGCGUCUUUGACACAGCUGAAGAGAAGCCUACAAUGAACGGAAAUCAGAAUGGGAUAUUAGGUCAUUCAAAUGGUUACAAGGAGGCAGAUGCUUUAGGUUUUCCUGUAAAUGACUUCGGAAAUACAAAUGUCCACGACAAUAGGGAAGACCCUUUGGCGUGCGACAGAAAAGAUGGGAAUAAAUUCUGGGAAGUUCCUGAACUCGAUGACUCUAUAUUUUUUGAUAACAACGAUGAGAUUAAGGCUUCAAAUGUGAGGGACAAUCAUAAUGUAGAUUUGUCCACGAUAAACGGUGACAAUAGAGGUGGAAAUCCUUUCGCGUGUGAUAUUCCUUCAAGUGAAACAAAUGAAAUUGUUGCUGCAAGUGUUACAGAUGAUCAAACCGGAAGCUUGUCGAAUAUCAUCCAUACCAAGAGAGGUGGAAAUCCAUUUGAAUGUGAUACAAAAGAUAGAAAUCAGCCAUGGAAUAUUCCAGAAUAUGAGUCCCUCGAUUUCCUUGAUGACAAAGGAAAUGAAACUAUCGACUCUGAUUCGCCUUUUACCUCUCACUCCGAGUUGUUUGAGAAUAACAAACAUUUUUAUUCUGAUAAAGGGGUCACCGAUCACGAGCUUUCUGAAUUGACAGUUUGCUAUCGAGAGAACAACUUUAACAUAGUUAAAGAUAUAUGUAUGGAUGAGGGUGUACCUGCAGUAGAUAAAGUUCUAACCGAGAGCUGGAAAGAUGAUCAACUGAGCACGUCUGUUUCUGUUGAUGCUGAUGAAGAACAUCAGAGCAACACAAAGAAAAGUGUCGAUAUGGGGUCGAGCAUUGCAACUGUAUCACAAGAUUCAUCUUGCGAAGAUGCCAAGAACAUUGCUGUGACUCAUGGUGCAGAAAUAGAACCUACUGGAGCACCUAUUCCAAACGAUUUCAACCCGUCACUAGAGAAUAAAGCCAACAAAGAUGCGGAUAAGGAUUCUUAUCUCGAGGAUUUGUUGAUGAUUUUUGGUUCAAAAUGUACAACAAACGGGAAAACUACUAAUGCAUCAGAAAAACCAUCAUCUCCUAAUACCGUUGUUCGUGUGGAAGAGUCCAAUAUAAAAACUUCUGAUGGUGAUCAAUCUACACUGCAACCCGAUCAGGUGCCUUUUGAUCAAACUUUGAAAAGCCAAACUGCAAUUUCUGCAGCUGAUGAGUCAAACAACAACAAAGGUAAUAGCAAGGAGGGAGCAGGAACUAAUAUUUUCGACUUCAAUCUCACCAAACCAGAAUCAACAACAACCACGGAGGGAGGAGUCGAAAACUUGCCUGAAGAUUCUCACAAGCCAAAGGCUGUCUCCGUUCACAAGAACGGAAACUCAGAUAACAUUUCAGCUUCUAGUCAAGUUCCUUUCGCUAAUACUGCUGACAACGCGCACCAGCAACACCUUGAAUCCCAAAACAUGGCUAAUGGACAAGGUCAUUUUGCUGAUGGAGAGGCAAGUUUUUCUGCAGCAAGAGGUCCUAUCUCAGGUUCCAUCACUUACUCAGGGCCUAUAUCUUACUCCGGAAGCCUAUCUCUUCGAUCCGAAAGCAGCACAACCAGCACCAGAUCCUUUGCCUUCCCAGUCUUACAAAAUGAAUGGAAUAGCAGUCCAGUAAGAAUGGCGAAGGCGGAACGGAGGCGUUUAAGUAAACAAAAAGGUUGGAAACAAGGCCUUCUGUGUUGUAGAUUCUAAAAUUCUUGCUUCUUAGUUAAAGAAUAUACAUAACAAAGACCUUAAAUCUUGAAUCUUUUGAGUAUUGUAAGUAUGCAUACAUGUUGAUAUUCAUUAUUCUCUUAGGGGUGGCAUGUUUUAGGGGAAGUUACACAUUUGGUCGCGUGGCAAAAAAUAAUUACAUCCCCUAUCCAAUAUACAUAUAUUAUACUAUGUGUAUAUUAUAUAUCUAUCGGCUAUUAUUUUGUGUGGGCGGCUAUUUAUGUCAAUUUCCCUUUGUUCUAUUAAAGACAUGGAAGGUUACUGAUGUAAAACCCUUUUCUUUUUUUUUUUACAUUUUUGUUCUUAUACAGUAUAUCAUGUAUACUCAUGUUUAAUGUCCCUUUUUUUUUCUUCUA